AUGGGGGGAGCGUGUUCUAGGAAGCAAGAGCAGGACAAUGAAGAUAGUCUUACCAGAGGACUAUCACGACGAUAUGGCAAAUGUGGGAGUUUGAAAUGGUGGACGUCCUCUUUUUCUUGUCCAUCUGUUGACUUUCACUUACGAAAAGGAGAAUGCCCACCAUUGUUGGACUUGUGCAUACAGAAAAUAAAUGAGGAUCUUCACUUAGGAGAGUAUGACGGGGUUAAUGAUAAUUGGAUGGGCGUCAUCUCAUCCCAGGGAUCAUCUUUACUUUCUGUAGAUCUUUCUGGGUCUGAUGUCACUGAUUUUGGGCUUACAUAUCUUAAAGAUUGUGAAAGUCUCAUUUCCUUAAAUCUAAAUUACUGUGAUCAAAUAUCUGAUCGUGGACUAGAGUGUAUUAGUGGCCUGUCAAACUUGACAAGUUUGAGUUUUAGACGAAAUGAUUCAAUUUCUGCUCAAGGAAUGAGUGUCUUUUCUGGUCUUGUUAACUUGAUCAAGUUGGAUUUGGAGAGAUGUCCUGGGAUUCACGGAGGCCUCGUUCAUCUUCGAGGUUUGACCAAGUUGGAAUCUCUCAAUUUAAAGUGGUGUAAUUGCAUAACAGAUUAUGAUAUGAAACCUCUUUCAGAGCUUGCUAGCCUGAAAAGUCUAGAGAUUUCAUCAAGUAAAGUCACUGAUUUUGGCAUGAGUUUCCUGAAAGGGUUACAGAAGCUUGCGCUGUUAAAUUUAGAAGGGUGCCUUGUAACAGCUGCUUGCUUGGAUUCUCUUGCAGAGCUUCCUGCACUGUCAAACUUGAAUCUUAAUAGAUGCAAUCUCUCUGACAAUGGAUGCAAAAAAUUUUCACGACUGGAAAAUUUGAAAGUAUUAAACUUGGGAUUUAAUGUCGUAACAGAUACAUGUUUAAUGCACUUGAAAGGAUUGACAAAGUUGGAGAGCUUGAACCUUGAUUCAUGUAAGAUUAGUGAUGAAGGGUUGGUCAAUUUGGCAGGCCAUAAGCGAUUGAACUGCUUGGAAUUGUCUGAUACAGAAGUUGGAAGCAAUGGGCUACACCAUUUAUCAGGAUUGUCUAAUCUGCAGAAAAUAAAUCUGUCUUUUACCAUGGUUAGUGAUGGUGGUUUAAGUAAAUUGUGUGGACUCUCAUCUCUCAAGUCACUUAAUUUGGAUGCUUACCAAAUUACUGAUUCUGGGCUGUCAAACCUUAAAAGUUUGACUGGCCUCACUGACCUGGAUUUGUUUGGUGCACGAAUCACGGAUUUCGGUACAAAUUAUUUGAAAAAAUUUAAGAACCUGAGGUCUUUGGAAAUAUGUGGUGGAGCAUUGACUGAUGCUGGUGUGAAAAAUAUCAAAGAGCUUUCUUCUCUGGUCUGCUUAAAUUUAUCACAAAACAGCAACCUCACAGACAAAACCCUCGACUUAAUUUCUGGGCUCACUGGGUUGGUUUCUUUGAAUGUUUCAAAUUCUCGUAUCACCAAUGCUGGUCUGCAGCAUUUGAAAACACUGAAGAACUUACGAUCUCUGACAUUGGAAUCCUGUAAGGUGACAGCAAAUGACAUGAAGAAACUGAAAUCAAUAUACCUCCCGAAUCUGGUAAGCUUUCGGCCAGAAAUUUACAACCUAUGGUGUGCUGCUAUUUUCUUACUCGGGGAAAGUGAAAUUGAUCUGAUCGACGAAAUGGGGGCCCUGGCAGUGUUGGUGCAAAACAGGUGA
Sphenostylis stenocarpa is the source of this 1704-nucleotide messenger RNA. The record is from the annotation of a GenBank genome assembly. NCBI's taxonomy places the organism in Eukaryota, Viridiplantae, Streptophyta, Magnoliopsida, Fabales, Fabaceae.